AUGUUUAAAGCCGUCAGCACGCGCAACCUGCGGUUCUACUCUGUCAAUCAUCCUCCCUCGUUCUUCAGGAACCCGGCAGAACCGCCCAAGACGCUGGACGAGCUGCGACGGCCCGCCACGGCACCGCCAGAGACCCAGAUCUCUAGCUCGCAAAAGCUGAAAAAUCUCGGGAUCGGGUUUGGGAUCGGGUUUGCGUCGCUCACCAUCAGCGUCACUCUGGGCAUCCUGCUGUACGAGCUGCUGGAGAAGUUGAAGGAGAAUGAGAGACAGCUCGCGCUGCUCCGCAAGAAUCAAAAGGAGAUGCUCAUCCAGAUGCAGAACUACAAGAAGAAGAUCACGCUUGCCUCGGUGGAAAACUCCAAGAAGCACAUGAUGAUCCAGGGCAAGAUGCAAAUGCACAUAGCGCUACUAAGACAACAAUUGAUAGACCAAGGCAUCGAUCCGGUGAGCAUCGACGAGGCCAUAGAAAAAUUCGAGGAGAACAGUCACAGGAUAUGGUUGUCAGUUCAUAUUUUGUGCUCGGGUCAGCCUAAGAUCAGAGUGUUUACACCGCCAUUCAAGCGAAGCCAGGCUUUACCGGCUUCGCGUGGUCCAAAACAUACAUUCAUCUCACCAGCUCUGCGUCCAAUUUUUCCUGCGUGCGCUGCCUCACUUUCAUUGCGAGCAGUCGAGGGAUCGGACAGCAGGGCGAUCUUGCAUCGGUGCCAUUUUCUUCGUAGAAUUUCGUGCAACACUCGUACAACUGGUCUAUCAGUUUAG
This is a messenger RNA of Ogataea haglerorum, 759 nucleotides long. RefSeq lists its product as uncharacterized. Bases 1 to 759 code for a protein of 252 amino acids. Lineage: Eukaryota; Fungi; Ascomycota; Pichiomycetes; Pichiales; Pichiaceae. The record is from RefSeq and is a predicted model, not a curated record. The transcript has 2 exons.